UUCAAUAUUUGCAUCCUUCGAUUUCUACAGAUUCUCGAUGAUAUGUCCGAUGCCGUGUGUCGCGUGGCCGACAUGGCUGAUGGUAUUCGCAUGCUUCAUCCAGAUGGAUCCUAUCGAAGCGCUGCUUCUGAAGCUUGUCAAGCAAUAGGUCUACUGGUGGAACAGUUAAACACUACACUUGGCUUGUACGACGCAUCUGUACGAGAAGCUGAAUGCGAUGGAUCAGUAUCUGGUCGUGAAAAAAUGGACCGAAUCGAUCGGCGAGUUUUAAAUCUGUUUAUUGCGGAUUUUGAAAUGUCCGGUGUACAGCUACAGGACCCCAUCAGGAGAGCGAAUUUUGUCAGCGCAGCUGAAACCGCCCUUGCCAUCGGUGCCGAUUUUGUGAACAUGUCACACACUCCGGUUUCCGUCCGCCUGUCAGAUUCACCCUCUGGUUUGGAGGAUAAUCCCGUUCAGUUGACCAGUCCACUUUCGAGUGAACCCCACCCCAACAUCCGCAUGCUGGCCUACAAAGCAUAUUAUUCUCCAAUUCUUGGCCAAGAACAGCGGCUCACCGACCUAAUCGAGGCACGCCACCGUAUGGCAUACGCUGCAGGUUUUGCGAAUUUCGCUGAACGCUCAACACAGCACAGUAUUGCUCAGACACCAGAACUCGUGUAUCAGUUUUUGCAUACAGUUUGCCGACGUCUGCGUCCUUACGCCGCCUAUUCCGCUCGAGAGCACUUGAUUCCCGCUGUGCGCGAGGCUGACAGUCGUUUUGUUGAUUGCAAACCGAAGAUCCCUUCUGCGGGUCCACGGCUUUGGCCUUGGGAUGUUGGAUACUCAUUGAGUCUCAAUCGGCACAUCGCACUCACAAACGAACUGAUCGAUUACUUUUCGUUGGGCGCAUGCAUGGAGGGCGUCAGCCAGCUAGCCACAUGCCUCUUUGGGUUGCAGUUGCGUGUGGAACCCACACAGCCCGGAGAAACGUGGCAUCCUCAGGUGCUCAAGGUUGGUGUGUAUCGAACCGAAGGCGGCUGUGGACAACAUGGAAGUGAGUCGAUUGGGACAGUCUAUUGUGACCUACUCGAUCGACCCGGGAAACCUGUACAGGUCUGUCUCGUUUCCAGUGAAUACACGUAA
Molecule: messenger RNA, 1122 nt
Organism: Dicrocoelium dendriticum
Lineage: Eukaryota; Metazoa; Platyhelminthes; Trematoda; Plagiorchiida; Dicrocoeliidae
Source: the annotation of a GenBank genome assembly